UACCAAAAGCGGUAACCCCGAGCUACACUCGGGCUUACCAUGCGGCGCUGCAUAGGGAGUCCCUGCAGCAUUUACCUUGUCCUUCGCUCCCCGCGAUGUGUCCCCUGCAGCAUCCCCGGCCAUCUCCUCCGGCUGAUGCCGGCAUCCGGCUUCUGUGUUCCGGUCCCCGUGACGUCGGGACGUACGGGCGGCGGGCGGCUGGCGGCGGCGGGAAAUUUGAAAAUUUUAAAAAAUGUCAUUUUUUUCAAAACACAUUUUUCACAUGCUUUGUCCUGUGCCCUGCCUGCAUUUUGUCUGUCUUUC
This is a messenger RNA of Staurois parvus, 303 nucleotides long. NCBI's taxonomy places the organism in Eukaryota, Metazoa, Chordata, Amphibia, Anura, Ranidae. The record is from the annotation of a GenBank genome assembly.